AUGACUACCACCGAUCCAGAAUACUCCGUGGACCAGGAGAUCGCGCAUUUUUUUGGGGCGACAUCGGCAACUCGCUCAGCCUGUGAUUCCUAUGCGAAAGAACAUCUUGGAGGUGAUGUUAUCCCCGUCGCCGUGCAAGGCGUGUGCAGUUACACGGUCUAUGCUGGGCCAAAUGGCCAAUCCAUAGUCCAGUUCCGCCUUAAAUCCCUUGAACUGAGGAUGGAUACUGCGGAGCUCGCUCGAACCAUAUAUGGCCAAUUUGCUUCCCAGGUCACCUUUAGGGGCCAGAUUGGGGAAGACGUUGAGGGAAAGGAACCUCUCUAUAUCUAUAUAAUGAGCCGGAUAGAAGGAUCACCGUUGGAUGUUGAUCAAGCGUACCGCGGCAGUCUAAAGUGUCGGUACGAGGAAGAACUGGGCUUAUUGCUUACCAGUCUCCCAGACCGCUUCCACCCAUUGAUUCAAAAGACUCUCAAGUCACUACCAGCCAUUAUUUCUCUGCCCAUGGUGCUACUUCAUAAAGACUUUGGCGUUUGCAAUAUCAUGGUGGAUGAAUCGUCUUGCAAUUUGGUCGGGGUUAUUGAUUGGGCCGAGGCUGAGAUUGCACCAUUUGGUCUGAACCUUCACUCUCAUCAACGACUGAUAAGCAAAAUCCAUAUCAAGAAUGGUUGGAGCAGGUACGAUGACUACAAUGCUUUAGAGGAGGUGUUUUGGAAUGCGUUUAGCAGAGAAACCAGAGGGCUAGACAGUGAAACGGCCAGGACCAUCAGAUCCGCGAGGAUUCUGGGGACGCUGCUGUCAUGUGGAUUUACUAGUCGCCUUGCAAACAUGCCCAAAACAAUACCUAUUGGUAAUGAUGAAAGCGGAACAUAUAAGAUGCGCGACCUGGAUGGGCUGUUAAUUAACCCGGCCACAAGGUUUACAGACCUGGCAUGA
This is a messenger RNA of Talaromyces rugulosus, 933 nucleotides long. RefSeq lists its product as uncharacterized. The record is from RefSeq and is a predicted model, not a curated record. The coding region runs from base 1 to 933 and encodes 310 amino acids. The transcript has 2 exons. NCBI's taxonomy places the organism in Eukaryota, Fungi, Ascomycota, Eurotiomycetes, Eurotiales, Trichocomaceae.